AUUCCAGUGUACUUUGAUGUUAAUGAUUGUGUAUUGUAUUUUCUCUCUGCUCUGGUUCUCCCUGUCCUUGAUCAUAUUCAGAACGCCUUUGUUUGCAUCUACUUGAUUAAUGGCUUCACACAGCUAAUAGACCUGUCAACCACUCUAUCAGACGUGGCUGGAUACACCCACAGGAUCGGGGAGAUGAGGGAGGUGAUGGACGACAUCCUACACACGCAGUGUGACUAUGACCCAGCGUCGGGAGAAAGCUAUGACUUUGACAGUGACUUCAACAUCCACGCAGGCCCAGUGGACACUGCCUUCAUCCUGGACCAUCUUUCAUAUAAAUCCCCUUACUCUGAUCAGCUGCUCGUGGAAGAGCUCAGUCUGAAAAUCAGUCAGGGAACUCAUCUGCUGGUGGUGGGGAACACAGGCACGGGCAAAACAUCCCUGCUCAGGGUCCUUAACCGACUCUGGGAGGCACACAGUGGUUUUGUCCAGAUGACGACGUGCUUCGGGCCUAGAGGAACACUCUUCCUGCCUCAGAAACCGUACCUGACCGAUGGCACACUGCGUGAACAGGUCAUCUACCCACUGAAGGAUAUUUACCCUGUAUCAGGGUCAGUAGACGAUGACAGAAUUAUACAAUUCCUGGAAUUAGCUGGAGUGUCCAGUCUCUUGAAGCGCACAGGUGGGCUGGAUGAAAAUGUGGACUGGAACUGGUAUGACGUUCUGUCUCCGGGUGAAAUGCAGCGUCUCUGCUUUGCACGACUUUUCUACCUGCAGCCCAAAUACGCAGUGUUGGAUGAGGCCACCAGUGCUUUGACAGAGGAAGCAGAGGCACAACUGUACAAGACCUGUAAGCAGCUUGGUAUGACUUUGAUCAGCCUGGGACACCGCAGCAGCCUGGAGAAGUACCAUGAUGUCCAGUUGAAACUGUGUGGAGGCGGCAGAUGGGAGUUAACCCAGUUAAAAGGAGGCAGCAGCAGCAGCAGCAGCCUCAACCACAAAGAUGAAACCAUGUGAUCAUUUCUAUGAAAACCAGAACGUAAACAAUCCUGUAUUCCUCAGUUUCUGACACUCAAAUGCUCUUUGAAAGAUUGUUUGUAUUUUAUAUGUAUUCACAGGUAUUUAAAGGGAACGUCGUUUUAUCCCUUGUUGGUUUGGGAAAAGAAAAUAAAUGGGUGUGGAAGAUUC
Messenger RNA from Solea senegalensis (Senegalese sole), 1176 nucleotides. RefSeq names its product lysosomal cobalamin transporter ABCD4-like. Gene Ontology annotation, biological process: long-chain fatty acid import into peroxisome; fatty acid beta-oxidation; peroxisome organization. Gene Ontology annotation, molecular function: ATP binding; ATP hydrolysis activity; long-chain fatty acid transmembrane transporter activity. Lineage: Eukaryota; Metazoa; Chordata; Actinopteri; Pleuronectiformes; Soleidae. The transcript has 10 exons. The record is from RefSeq and is a predicted model, not a curated record. The annotation marks the transcript as partial. Gene Ontology annotation, cellular component: peroxisomal membrane.